This is a messenger RNA of Penicillium taxi, 324 nucleotides long. Its product is annotated as small nuclear ribonucleoprotein F. NCBI's taxonomy places the organism in Eukaryota, Fungi, Ascomycota, Eurotiomycetes, Eurotiales, Aspergillaceae. Gene Ontology annotation, molecular function: RNA binding. Bases 1 to 324 code for a protein of 107 amino acids. The transcript has 3 exons. Gene Ontology annotation, cellular component: catalytic step 2 spliceosome; U1 snRNP. The record is from RefSeq and is a predicted model, not a curated record. Gene Ontology annotation, biological process: mRNA splicing, via spliceosome; spliceosomal snRNP assembly.
AUGGACUAUUGCUCUGAUGGUCUAUCCUCAAAUGCUAGAUCACAGCUGACAUUCCUUCUGCAGCUCGCUCCUCUCAAUCCCCGUCCCUUUUUGCAAGCCAAAAUUGGCACUGAAAUCCUCGUCCGCCUUAAGUGGGGCCAAUCCGAGUACAAGGGUACUCUCCAGAGCGUGGAUUCGUACAUGAACCUGCUACUACACAACACAGAAGAGUUUGUGGACGGAGACAAACGCAGCGACCUGGGCAUCGCACUUAUUCGUUGCAACAACAUUCUCUAUGUUUCUUCGUGGGGCGGUAUUGAGAUGACCAACAUGGAAUACAAAUAA